CGGCGCGCGGCCGCCGCAGAGUUCACCGCUGUGCCACCCGAGCCGCAUCGCCCCGCCCCCGCACGGCCGGCGCCCGAGCUCCCCUCCCCUCUCCAGCACGCGAGUGUCGGAGGCGAUCCCGCGCCCUGGGUGCGGUGAGGCCGCUGGGACAGCGGAGGUGCCUCCCGACGCGAAGCAGCGAGCUGAGGCGGCGGCCAGCGGGGAAGAUGAGCGGCAGCAGCGCCAGGUCCAGCCACCUGUCUCAGCCCGUCGUGAAGAGCGUGCUUGUGUACCGCAACGGGGACCCCUUCUACGCGGGGCGCCGCGUCAUCAUCCAUGAGAAGAAGGUGUCCAGCUUCGAUGUCUUCCUGCAGGAGGUGACCGGCGGCAUUCAGGCACCCUUUGGGGCCGUCAGGAACAUCUACACCCCGCGGACUGGCCACCGCAUCCGGAAGCUCGACCAGAUCCAGAGCGGGGGCAACUACGUGGCUGGAGGCCAGGAAGCCUUCAAGAAACUCAAUUACUUGGACAUAGGAGAAAUCAAGAAAAGACCAAUGAAAGUUGUUAAUACAGAGGUAAAACCAGUAAUCCAUAGCAGGAUCAAUGUGUCAGCUCGCUUUAGAAAACCACUUCAGGAUCCCUGCGCUAUCUUCUUGAUUGCAAAUGGAGACCACAUAAACCCAGCUUCUCGCCUCCUUAUCCCCAGAAAAGCCUUGAAUCAGUGGGAUCACGUACUACAAAUGGUCACGGAAAAAAUCACUCUGAGGAGCGGGGCUGUUCACAGGCUUUAUACUUUAGAAGGAAAACUUGUUGAGAGUGGAGCAGAAUUGGAGAAUGGGCAGUUUUAUGUGGCUGUUGGCAGAGAUAAGUUUAAGAAACUGCCUUACAGUGAGUUACUUUUUGACAAGUCAACAGUAAGAAGGCCUUUUGGUCAGAAAGCUUCUUCACUACCUCCUAUUGUAAGAUCCGGAAAGUCUAAAGGGAGUGGAAAUGAUCGCCAAUCUAAGUCAACAGUUGGACCCAGUGACAACUCAUCUCCUCAGCCCCCGAAGAGGAAAGGGAAAAAAGGAGACGUGAAUUCAGAAAAACUGAUGAAAGUGAAACAAAAUGUAAAAUUAAAGAAUUCACAAGGAACCAUUUCAAACAGUGAUGAAGGCAUUUUCAAAGCUGGAGCAGAGAGGUCUGAAACACGGGGGGCAGCAGAAGUCCAAGAAGAUGAAGAUACUCAGGUUGAGGUUCCAGUGGAUCAGAGGCCAGCAGAAAUAGUAGACGAGGAAGAAGAUGGAGAGAAGGCAAACAAGGAUGCAGAACAGAAAGAAGACUUUUCAGGAAAGAAUGGUGACCUUGAAGAGGAAGGAGGUAGGGAGGCUACAGAUGCCCCUGAGCAAGUCGAGGAGAUUCUGGAUCACAGUGAGGAGCAGGCAGGCCCUGCUCGUGUACAUGGAGGCACCGAUGAGGAGAAUGGUGAGGAGCUGGACCAGGUUAAUAAUGAGCUUCAACUGGUCCUAGACAAGGAAAGAAAGUCUCAAGAAGCUGGCAGUGGACAAGAUGAGGCUGAUGUAAACCCUCAAAGACCACCAAGGCCAGAAGUAAAAAUUACUAGUCCGGAAGAAAAUGAAAACAACCAACAAAACAAGGACUAUGCUGCCGUGGCUUAGAAGAUUUUUAAAAAGAGAGUAUAUGGAUCACAAGAAAAAUGAAGGGUUAUAAUACUUGAAAGAUAAGCACAUAGUUAUUGCUGAAUAUAAUGUGACACUAUGGUCGAAUAUUACCUACUGAAUUUUAACAUUAGAAGCCUAGUGGAAAGACCGGAUAACUCUAAAUGGCUACUAAAGGAUAAUUAUUUUUAUUGCAUGUGUUUUAGAAAGUCGUAUAGAAAUAUUAAAUAAGAGCGACAGAGGAGAAUUUGCACUGGAAGACAAUUUGCCACUUGUAUUUGUAAAGGAUGAAAAAUAGGAUCACUCUUAUUGUACGCUUUGUUAUAAGUUUAGAAGGCAGUUUAUUCUAAAGAAUUUUUCUCUAGGAAGACAUAGAAUUUUAAAGAACUGGUAAUAGGAAAGCAUGUACUAUUUUCUUAAAGCAAUAAACUGCUGAAUGAACAAAUUGCGAUUUACUUUCAGACAUAAUUUGGAGAUGGCAGUAGAUCAAAAUGUGUCCAUGACUUGUUAACAUGCCUUUCUUUCUUCCCCUUAGCCAAAAUCCACCUUAAAUGAACUACAAAGAUAGUGCGAGGUGUUCAUUUCGGUGGGAGGAAGCAUUGGUUCAGUGUUAGUGACUAGUAUCGCCACGCCCUCCCUUAAAUGCUUUCAGGCUUGCAUGCUUGUGGCGGCAAUGGCGCGCGCACAGGAAGGAAUUGUAAAAGAGCACCUGUGGUUUGCAGAGAAUGGAAAUCCUAUGGAUUUUCACUGAUCCAGUCUAUCUUUACCAUUAAUAUCUCUCACUUCUCCCUUAUGUUAUUAAAUUAGAGAACCUGAUACUGGCGAUUCCAAAGAUUAAAUUAUUUUCAAAUAGUUUUUAACAAAAAUGAAACAGUGUAUUAGGAAGAAAAAAGUAGACUAUAUGAAGAGUUUGUGACUGUUCAAUUUAACCUGUUUUUUGCCUUAUUUCUAUUAGGACUGCUUUAUUAUAUUUUUGCCCUGGGGAUAUCAGCAAAUAUUUAUUUUUCCUAGCAUGAUAUAUUUAGAAUUUCAAGCAGAUUUCUUUAUAAUUAGAAGGCAUCUGACAGAAAUUGUUGAAGAAAACUUCAGAAGUUAUUAUAAUGAAACCAAUUCCUGAAUCACAACUUCGUGGACUGAUCAAAUUGAUUUAUAGUUGCCUUGUGAGGUAUAUAUGGGAAAAACAUAAAAACAUAAUUUCAUCCUUUUUUUGAAUUCUUAAGAGAUAUUCUUCCAUAAAUAUAGAAAUAAUAUUUUUCUUAAAGGAUAUAUUUUUAACUAUGUGGAAGUUGUAAGCUUGAAAUUUUAACUUCUAGUGCUUCUCUAAAAAUCACAAUUAUAAGUUUAAAAAAUUUUUUCUCUUCCAGGUUUCGUUUGGAAUAAAGAGUUGGCAGUUAUAUAAAGCACUCAAUAAUGCUAUAGAAAAUAGAUGUGUUUUUUCUUAAUACGAUUUUGGUAUUUUCCACAGAUCGGAAGUGUAAACAGAGAUGAUAAUGUAACAGUAUUUGGAAAAGAUAAUGACACAAGGAUAUAGUGAUCUGGGAGCAUGAAUUAUAAACAGGGUACUAGGUUUCUGGUGUAAAAUCUAAAUUGUGCUUUCUACUAGACUUACUCUUGCAAAUGGGAUGAUAGAAAGCACUGUGGGCUAUAAACAACAAUCUUGGGUUGCUGGGCAAAUAGACAAAUUGAUCUUUUUUAUUAUUAUUUAUUAUUUAUUUAUUUUUUGAGAUGAAGUCUCGCUCUUGUCGCCCAGGCUGGGUGCAGUGGCGUGAUCUUGAUUUACUGCAACCUCUGCCUCCUGGGUUCAAGCGCCUGAGCCUCCCGAGCAGCUGGGAUUACAGGCAUCUGCCACCAUGCCUGGCUAAUUUUCGAAUUUUUAGUAGAGACGGGUGUUUCACCAUGUUGGCCAGGCUGGUCUCAAACUCCUGACCUCAGGUGAUCUGCCCGCCUUGGCAUCCCAAAAUGCUGGGAUUACAGGCACAAGCCACUGCACCCUGCCCCAGUUGGUCUUUUAAUAUUAAAUUUGUGCAUUAUUACUGGGUCUGCAGUUAAUGAUUUCAAAUAGUUUAUAAAAAUAACUGAUUAAAUGUAAGAAAUUACAACUAAUUAUCCUAGGUGAUUCUCUUUCUUCAAUGGAGAGUUUCUCUCUUUCUCUUUUCCUCCUCUAAUAAAAAUAUUUCUCUUUUU
Symphalangus syndactylus (siamang) is the source of this 3821-nucleotide messenger RNA. RefSeq names its product doublecortin domain containing 2 (gene DCDC2). Gene Ontology annotation, biological process: cilium assembly; neuron migration; regulation of cilium assembly. Lineage: Eukaryota; Metazoa; Chordata; Mammalia; Primates; Hylobatidae. The record is from RefSeq and is a predicted model, not a curated record. Gene Ontology annotation, cellular component: microtubule; microtubule organizing center; axoneme.